CACAGGAGAACCUUCCGAAGAUGCUGACCGUCUCGGCCGCCACUGAACCAGCCCGUUCUGACGAAGUGCUGGUAACUGCUCAAUGCGAUACAAGGUCAACGGCCCCUGCUCCAGUGAACCAAAAGAAGAAGCGGACUAGAUCUGCUCGUAAAACUUCGAAGGGGCUUGAAGACCCAGGAACUAGUAAGACGCCGGCAAUAGAGCGGAAAACCUACGCUACCGUUGCUUCGACGUCGUUUGUGAAGACAGGGACAGUCCCACCGCCAGUGGUGAAAACAGCUGGUAUAGGUGUCGAAUCCAAGGCACGUGGGGUAAACACUCCCCGUCGUGCCGACUCUUUCACGGAUAGUAGCGUUAUAUUCCGUAACGUUACUGAAUCUGCGGCCGCUCUCCCAAGGGAACGCAUCUUGGAUGACAUCAAGUGGCUGAAACUGUGUGUCAGCAAGCUGCUUCCACCUGGCUUCCCUGGUGUCACUGUCAGAAAGCUGACCAGAUUGGGGAACGUCCCUAUCGCUACGCCAAAUCCACGACCCCGACUACUUCGCGUGGUCCUUUCUACCCCGGAGGAACGCAAAUCAUUACUGCGGUUUGCAUUCAAACUUAAGGGUAGUGGUGUCAGCGUUCAGCCGGACCUACCACUGGCAGAUAGAUUGAAGUUAAAGGAGGCUAUCAAAGACCUCAAAACUAGACGGGCGGCUGGUGAGCAAGGCCUCCGUCUGGUGGGUUUUCAGGUGGUCAGCCGGAAGUUAUUUUCCGCCCUAUCAGAACCCAUCCUGAUGGCGCACGACCCAGGGAUGGUCGUGCCGACUUCCUUGAGGUAG
Dicrocoelium dendriticum is the source of this 821-nucleotide messenger RNA. Lineage: Eukaryota; Metazoa; Platyhelminthes; Trematoda; Plagiorchiida; Dicrocoeliidae. The record is from the annotation of a GenBank genome assembly.